CUCUUCCUCUUCUGCGGUCAUAAAACUGACCCUGACCCUCUCUCGCUCUUGUGUUUGCAUUCCUGUGUUUGUCUGUCAUCAUGUUAGCAGCUCUCCUGAAGUUAGACUUGUCCUCUGUGGGCUUGACUCUGUUUCUAGGCUUAAUUUUUUUGGUUCUGUUUGAGAUCUUCAGGAUUCAUUCCUACAAAGGUCGAUUUCCACCUGGUCCAACACCUCUGCCUUUUGUGGGAAGCAUACCUCAUUUCUUGAAGAACCCAAUGGGCUUCAUAAAAUCAUUAUCUCAGUAUGGAGAGAUGACUACUGUGUAUCUUGGGAGAAAGCCAGCGAUAAUUGUUAAUACACUCCAGGUCAUGAAGGAAGCCUUCGUUCAGAAUGGUUCAUCUUUCUCUGGAAGGCCACCAGUACCUGUUUUAACCUGGGUCACUGAGGGAUAUGGAAUUGUAAUGGCCACAUUUGGUCACUCCUGGAGGCAGCAGAGACGGUUUGCUCUGCACACACUCAGAAACUUUGGUCUGGGAAAGAAGUCUGUUGAGGAACGUGUGACUGAGGAAAGCGGUUACCUGAUUUCUGAAUUGCUCAAAGCAGAAGGCAAAUCGUUCAACCCCCGACACGCAAUACACAACGCUGCUGCCAACAUUAUCUGCUCCAUCGUGUUUGGGGAUCGAUUCGACUAUGAUAACAAGAGCUUCACAUAUCUUCUGGAUAAUAAAGAAAACAUAAUUCAGUCAGGAUCACUUGUUGGACAGGUCUUUAACUUGGUUCCCAUCAUCAAACAUUUCCCAGGCCCACAUCAGAAAAUAUAUCAGAAUGGGCAAGCAUUUAAGUCUUUCAUCAGGGAAUCAGUCAAAGAGCACAGACAAACUCUGGAUCCAGACAGUCCACGAGAUUUUAUCGAUGCCUACCUGCUGGAGAUGGAGAAACAAAAGUCCACUCAGGACUCCACUUUUCACGAGGAUAACAUGGUUAUGGCAGUGGGUGAUUUGUUUUUGGCUGGAAGCGACACUACAGCGACCACCAUCAGAUGGGGACUCAUCUACUUGACUCAAAACCCAGAUGUACAAGAGCGAUGUCAUGAAGAGAUUGUUCGGGUUCUGGGUUAUGACCGAUUGCCCAGCAUGGAUGACCGUGACCGACUACCAUAUACAUACGCCACUAUUCAUGAGUUUCAGCGCUGUGCAAACCUUGUACCAUCUGGAGUGCCUCAUCAAACAACUCAACCAACAAAACUUCGAGGAUACGACAUUCCCCAGGGAACUCAGAUACUGAUGAACUUGACGGACAUUUUGGCAAACAAGGAGCACUGGAAGCAUCCAGACACUUUUAACCCAGAGAAUUUCUUAGAUGAUAAAGGAAAUGUCUUCAAACCAGAGGCUUUUCUUCCUUUCUCCUUGGGUCCGAGGGCCUGUCUUGGUGAGACUCUGGCUAAAGCUGAGCUCUUCCUCUUCGUCACUUCUCUCCUUCAGCGGAUUCGUUUCUCCUGGCCAACUAGUGAGAAGUUGCCGGAUAUGAAUGGGAUUUUCGGCGUGGUUCGCACUCCUAAACCAUUCAACAUCAUCUGCCAUAGCAGAGGUUCAAAAGAGUGACCAUCAGUGUUCAUGCUUAUAUUUACAAGUGUUUCCAGAGAUUUUAGACUUUUUUAGAAAUUACAGUGCUGAAAUAGUAUAGCGUGAGACAAUGCCAAGGUUGUGGGGUUGAUUCCAAGGGAAAACAAGCAAUAAUUUGUACCUUCAGUGCAAUGGAAGUCACUUUAUAUAAAAGCAUCUCCCAAAUGCAUACAUUAAAAUGUAAUACAAACACUUCAAA
Molecule: messenger RNA, 1803 nt
Organism: Danio aesculapii
Lineage: Eukaryota; Metazoa; Chordata; Actinopteri; Cypriniformes; Danionidae
Product: cytochrome P450 2B4-like
Biological process (GO): xenobiotic metabolic process
Cellular component (GO): intracellular membrane-bounded organelle; cytoplasm
Molecular function (GO): iron ion binding; heme binding; oxidoreductase activity, acting on paired donors, with incorporation or reduction of molecular oxygen, reduced flavin or flavoprotein as one donor, and incorporation of one atom of oxygen
Source: RefSeq, a predicted model, not a curated record